CGAAGCUGUCUGCUAGGCUUACUCGAUAUUGGGGCAACAUGUGAAUGUAACUCAAACUAUGAAAGUAUCUUUUCAAACAAAAUCUCGACAUGGCUACUCUGUUGAAUUCUCACCUUAUUACCCACAGCGUCUAGCAUGUGCUACAUCUCAAUAUUACGGUCUAGCAGGAUGUGGGACACUGUUUGUUCUUGAUACAACUCCAAAUGGCCUUGUCCCUUUGCGGAUAUACCAGUGGAAUGAUGGUUUGUUUGAGGUUACCUGGUCAGAAGACAAUGACAAUGUGUUGGUGACAGCAGCUGGUGAUGGCAGUGUCUUAUUGUGGGAUGUGUCCCAUCCUCAGGGUCCUCUAAAGGCAUUAAAAGAACACACCAAAGAGGCCUAUUCUGUGCAUUGGAGUCAGACAAGGAGUGAGAAGUUUGUGAUCAGUGGGUCCUGGGACAGUCUGAUCAAACUGUGGGACAUCUCGCAGCCAAAUUCUCUAACCACCUUCAGUGGUCAUAGGUCAAUGGUCUACUCUGUGAGAUGGUCACCACACAUCCCAGGGUGCUUUGUUUCAGCAUCAGGUGAUCAGACACUGUGUGUAUGGGAUGUCAGGAAACCCCAGUUUGCUCAGACAGUCAUUCCUGCUCAUGAAGCAGAGGUACUCAGCUGUGAUUGGUGUAAAUAUGAUCAGAAUAUGGUGUUCAGUGGAGCUGUGGAUGGUACCAUACGUGUGUGGGACAUGAGAAAUCCUCAUACUCCAGUCAACCAACUCCAGGGACAUCAGUUGGCUGUGAGGAGAGUCAAGGCUUCUCCUCAUGCUGGAAACAUCCUGGCUUCCUGCUCUUAUGAUUUCACAACCAGGAUUUGGGACAUGACUGCCCCUACUGCCCUGGAGGUGAUAGAACACCAUACAGAAUUUGUUUAUGGCCUAGACUUCAAUCUCCAUAUUCCUGGACAGAUUGCUGACUGUGGCUGGGAUGAGCUGGUGCAUGUUUUCUCUCCUCGCAUACUACAACCAUAAGUCAUCCACUACUUAACAAACUGGAUCACAGAUGAAUGUUUUCUGAUCCUCAGAUUCAGCACUCAGUAGCCUUAACCUUCAUAUUCCUAAUUACCGGUAGAUAUAACUGACCAUGGAUAAGCUGGUUCAUGUCUUCCUAUCCAAACCACGGUCAGUUUUAACCAGGCUCAUCAAGCGACUAGGAACGAAGUCUUCACCUAUCAUUAAGUAAUUUAAGUUUCUCUAUCAGUGUGUUGCAGCCUGUAACCACAACAUCUGUUAAUUCACUGAUUGUGUCUGGUGGGAGGUGGUGUACAUCUUUCCACACAAGUUCACUCUUUCAGUUGUGAUUGAUUAAAAAACUAAUUAUGUUUUCAGAACUUGAAACAUGGAUUGAAUAUGUAUAUGUUUUGAAUGGUGAAUGAAAUGGUUUAACAGUUUAUAUUAAUUCAAGAUUCAAGAGAUGCAUCAUGUUUUCUCAUCAAAAAGUUGCUUUUGCAUAAUGUUGAUAUGUUUUGUAAACCUUGCAGACAAAUACUUAAGGAAUUACCAGAAUAAUAAUGGACUACAUGUUUUCAUCUUCAUUUACACUGUAUAAUCACUGUCUCACCAAGAUAACCUGUCAUAUUCACCUUUAAUUAUUAUAUUGAUUACUAGCAAGUCAGUUUUAAAACUUGGAGCACAGGCAAACCACAAUAUACAACCCUUACAGAUGUGAUCGCCCAGUUUCAGGUAAAGUUCAAGUUGAUAUGUCAUUUCAGUCAAGCUGUAUCAUAGACAGCACCAACAUUUGUCACUUUACUAUAAAUUGAAAUAUAUUUAAAUCUCUGAUGAAUUUUCAUUAGGUUUAAGUUUUCGUACCUAAAUAUUCAUAUAACUUAUGAAGUAUUGACAAUUCUUUUAUGUGGAUGUCAGUUUCUUGAGAAAUGUCAUAUCUUGAGAAUACCUCAGAGUAAUGUCACAAAGAUCUACACCUGAUCAGAUGCAGGUUUGCCAUUUUUACCUUACAUAUAUUUUCUAAUUUUUAACUGAGAAUAAGAAAUGACAAGAAUUGAUCUCUUUCUGAUUUAUAGUCAUAAUCAACAGUUAACCUUCUUUAAAGUGUAACCUGUUUGUGGGGGAGAAAGGUAUAGUAUGAGGCUGGUGAUGAGGAUGUGUUAAUUCAUAACACAUGGUACAAAAGAGGAUGUAUGAAAUACAAGCUAAUAUGUGACACUGAUAUGUAUCAUUUAAUCAGGGUCUUGUUUCUUUGAUUUAAUGUGAUUUAUACAUUUUUAUAUAAGUUUUUUAUUGUAUCAUAAUCAUGAUUACAUAUUAGAUAAAUAUUUGAUAACAAAUGUUGUUUUCCUUGUUGUUGACAAUAUACAUGUACAAUAAAAAACAAUAGUGAUUAA
Messenger RNA from Ylistrum balloti, 2376 nucleotides. Its product is annotated as peroxisomal targeting signal 2 receptor-like. The record is from RefSeq and is a predicted model, not a curated record. Lineage: Eukaryota; Metazoa; Mollusca; Bivalvia; Pectinida; Pectinidae. The transcript is spliced from 9 exons. Gene Ontology annotation, molecular function: protein binding. Bases 59 to 1003 code for a protein of 314 amino acids. Gene Ontology annotation, cellular component: cytosol; peroxisomal matrix. Gene Ontology annotation, biological process: protein import into peroxisome matrix.